Molecule: messenger RNA, 1444 nt
Organism: Parathielavia appendiculata
Lineage: Eukaryota; Fungi; Ascomycota; Sordariomycetes; Sordariales; Chaetomiaceae
Product: Intradiol ring-cleavage dioxygenase-like protein
Exons: 5
Coding region: 200-1375 (391 amino acids)
Molecular function (GO): ferric iron binding; oxidoreductase activity, acting on single donors with incorporation of molecular oxygen, incorporation of two atoms of oxygen
Source: RefSeq, a predicted model, not a curated record
GCGAGCCGGAUAUUGAUGGUGCUUUCCGCAUCAGCGGUUCGGAGGCCAGAGCCGAGUGCACUUGGGUGCGUGUACGCUUGGAAGGGGCCAGGCAGGAGAGGUCAACACCCUAAAUAACCCAGCGGGAAUCUUUUGAUCUUGGCCACGCAUUCUAUUCUUCUUCAACACACGUUAGGAUAAUUGAACUAUCUCCGAAAACAUGACUCUCAGAACCUUCCUGGCGAGUCUGCUGCUCGCUGCAUCAACCUUCGCCCACCCCGGCCAUGAAGAGGUCUACGCACACGCUGCCCUCCCGCUCGAGCGCAAGUCCCUCGACCACUGUUCGGCCGAGUUCAACAACCCCGAGUUCAUCAAAAGAACAGUGGAGAUCCAUGGACGGGAGCUGGCGCGGCUGAGGCGGUCGCUGGGCCUGGAAGUCGAGCAGAACUUGCAAAAGCGAGAGCUGCGCCCGCGCGAUUAUAUCUCGGUGUCCCGCAUUGACCACAAGAGCAACAAGACGGUCUCCAAGGGGAUGGACCUUAGCACGCUGUUCUCGGAUUCCGGCGCCUGCAUGCUGAUGCCCGCUGUCGACCAGGGCCCGCUGUACGUGAAAGGAGAGGAGAUCAGGAAGGACAUCACUGGCGGGGAGAAGGGUAUUCCCCUGACGCUGGCCAUUCAGGUCGUCGACUACCGGACCUGCCAGACGGUGCCCAACGCCUAUGUCGACAUCUGGAGCUCUAACUCGACCGGCAUAUAUGUCGGCGUGCAGGGCUAUCCCGGCAUGGGCGACCCGAACGACGCCUCGAUUUUGCAGGGCACCACACUGCGCGGCGUGCAGCCGACCGACUCGCACGGCGUCGCCUCGUUCGACUCGCUGUUCCCGGGCCACUACGAGGGACGCGCCACCCACAUCCAUGCCAUCGUCUACCUCGGCGCGACCAAACAACCGAACAACACCAUCACGGGCGGCCGCGCGGCGCACAUCGGGCAGCUGUACUUUGACCAGUCGCUCAUCACGGCCGCGAACCAGGUGGCGCCAUACAGCACCAACAGGAUGCGCGUGACGCAGAACACGGCCGACUUCCUCUUCAUGCAGGGCGCUAACGGCGACGAUCCGAUCGUGCGGUACGCGCUGGUCGGCAACCGGCUCGAGGACGGCCUAUUUGCCUGGAUCCGCUUCGGCAUCAACCAGCAGGCCAACAAGCCCGUCAACCCGGCCGCCUUCUGGACCGACAAGGGCGGCGUCAUGAAUCCUAGUGGGCCCGUCGCGCAGUUGCCCGGCGGCGGCGGCGGUGGUGGUGGGUUCGGUGGCUGGCCUGGGUUUGGUGGUGGCAGGAAGAGGGCUGUUGCUGCUGUUGCAGAGGAGGUGGUGGCGAGCGAGCAGGAUGCGGAGUGAAGCUUGGAAGCGGGGGAAGAUGGGUUGGUUGGUGGGAUGUUAAGGGGGAUGAAGCUUUUGUUGGUGCCG